AUGCUGGGCGCGGGCACCGCGGGACUCGCGCGGGCCCUGCGGGCUGGCACGCAGGCAUGGCUGUGGGGCGCGCGCGGCCGCUCCCUGGCCCUGGUGCACGCGGCCCGCGGGCCCCACGCGGCGGACUGGCAGCCGUCGGCCGGGCGGGGGCCGCGCAGGCGUCCGCUGAGCCUGUCUGCAGCCGCGGUCGUGAACUCGGCGCCCCGCCCUCUGCAGCCCUACCUGCGCCUCAUGCGGUUGGACAAGCCCAUAGGAACCUGGCUGCUAUAUCUGCCGUGUACUUGGAGCAUUGGUCUGGCAGCGGACCCAGGCUGUCUCCCAGAUUGGUACAUGUUAUCCCUGUUUGGCACAGGAGCUGUUCUGAUGCGUGGAGCCGGCUGCACUAUUAACGACAUGUGGGACCAGGACUUUGAUAAAAAGGUUACAAGAACAGCAAGUCGCCCAAUAGCUGCUGGAGACAUUUCAACUUUUCAGUCCUUUGCUUUUCUUGGGGGUCAGCUGACCUUGGCCCUGGGCGUUCUUCUGUGUCUCAAUCACUACAGUAUAGCUCUUGGAGCAGCCUCCCUACUGCUUGUCAUCACCUACCCGCUAAUGAAACGAAUUACAUACUGGCCUCAGUUAGCCUUGGGGUUGACCUUUAAUUGGGGAGCAUUGCUUGGAUGGUCUGCUGUCAAGGGCUCCUGUGAUCCAUCUGUUUGCCUUCCUCUUUAUUUUUCUGGAAUUAUGUGGACUCUGAUAUAUGAUACUAUCUAUGCCCAUCAGGAUAAGAAAGAUGAUGCUUUGAUCGGGCUUAAGUCCACGGCACUGUGGUUCCGUGAAGACACCAGGAAGUGGCUCACUGGCUUCAGUGUGGCCAUGCUGGGGGCGCUGAGCCUGGUGGGAGUGAGCAGCGGCCAGACUGCGCCCUACUACGCUGCCCUGGCUGCCGUAGGAGCCCAUCUGGCUCACCAGAUUUACACUCUGGACAUCCACAGACCUGAAGACUGUUGGGAAAAGUUCACCUCCAACCGAACAACAGGACUAAUAAUUUUUUUAGGGAUUGUCCUUGGGAACUUGUGGAAAGCAAAGGAGACAGAUGAAACAAAGAAAAAUAUAGAAAAUAGAAUAGAAAAUUAA
Molecule: messenger RNA, 1116 nt
Organism: Rangifer tarandus platyrhynchus (Svalbard reindeer)
Lineage: Eukaryota; Metazoa; Chordata; Mammalia; Artiodactyla; Cervidae
Source: the annotation of a GenBank genome assembly